GACUUGUGUGGGACCGAAAUGUCAGAGGCGGGAUCCUGUCCCUUCCUUUCCCUCGCGAUUUUAUCCGGAGGGUGCGGUGGUGAGGCGAGGCUGAGCAAGGAAGAGAAUGGCUGUGCAAUGGUGCAGCGCGACGAGCCCGUACGGCUGGUGCCACCGCCCACCCCCGCAGCUGCCGUCCCCGGCAUUGGUGUCGAUCGUGUCGCAGCCGAGGAGGAUCGUCUGUGUGUCCGUCCGCAGGGAGGUCGCCGUGGCCACGGCGGCAGAGGCGGCCACGCCGGAGGUUGAGGCGGACAUGGACAUGGAGGAAGAAGGUGUAGAGUGCGAAGAAGGGUGCGGCGGCACGGGGUGGCUGCUCUGCGACUUCUGCAAGGGGAAGAAGAACAACGUCAAGUCCGAGAGCAGCCCCCGGAUCUACCGCCGCUGCCCGACCUGCAAGGCCGCGGGGUACAUCUUGUGCCAGAGAUGCAGGGUCUACAGAUGCAUCACAUAUCCAGAGAGCACCGAAUCAUGAUAGGCACAGGCAUGCACAGCAGCACAUAGAGCUGGAGAUCUAUCUUCUCAUCGUUUGCAGUGUGGAUCAUUUGUCUUCCGUCAGUGUCGACAGGAGAGCAUGCUCUGUGCAUUCUGUUUUUUGCUCCGUUGCCAAUGAAUGUUAUCCUAGCUUGGUCAUCAGGAAAAACUUCCCUGAUCACCAGAAACUUUGCAGUUUGCACAUGUAUCUGUCUGUGUUUCGAAUAGGUCACUGGCAUUAGAGCAA
This is a messenger RNA of Hordeum vulgare subsp. vulgare (domesticated barley), 757 nucleotides long. RefSeq lists its product as uncharacterized. Lineage: Eukaryota; Viridiplantae; Streptophyta; Magnoliopsida; Poales; Poaceae. The coding region runs from base 107 to 511 and encodes 134 amino acids. The record is from RefSeq and is a predicted model, not a curated record. The transcript has 3 exons.